Molecule: messenger RNA, 2813 nt
Organism: Mangifera indica (mango)
Lineage: Eukaryota; Viridiplantae; Streptophyta; Magnoliopsida; Sapindales; Anacardiaceae
Product: auxin response factor 18-like
Exons: 4
Coding region: 571-2685 (704 amino acids)
Biological process (GO): regulation of DNA-templated transcription; response to hormone
Cellular component (GO): nucleus
Molecular function (GO): DNA binding; protein binding
Source: RefSeq, a predicted model, not a curated record
UUUUGGACACUUGCAUGAUCCAAAAACGUGCUUUCUCGUGAGUGUGAGUUUUGUUGUUGUGUGUCGGCCAUAUGAUCUAAUCUUUGGACAACGCCAACUAAAAGAUGCAUCUUCAAAAGGGAUUUUUGUUAUCUGAUUUUCAAGGCCUGAUUUUUAUUUAGUUAGUUACUGAUGUAUAAAGUGAGUCAGUCAGAAAUUGUGGGUACAUCUUUGAUUUUGUCUUCGGUUUUGUUGCGGUGUUUGGUUGAUUCAGCAAGAUUUUUUCUCUUGUAACUUUGUGAAGCCAGAACUCACUUUACUUGUUGAAGGGUUUUUUGAAGCCAUAAUUAGAAAAUAUAUGAAGGUUUUUGGAAGUUCUUUUUUUUUUUUUUUUUUUUGGGCAAUGUUGAGAGUUUAUGGAAUUACAACUUUCAUUUCUGUAUACUGGUUUUGGUGUAUUAUAAUAUAUAUGCAUCUUUGGGCUAUUUCCCUUUCUGCGGAAAUAUGGCAUAAAGAUUCAAAAUUUGUUUUAUAAGUCUUCAUCAAGAGAAAUAAAAGAAGGGAAGUUUAAUAUAUGUAGCACUGGUGGAGAUGAUUACUUUCAUGGAGUCAAAAGAGAAGAUUAAUGAGGUUGAUAAGUGCUUAGAUUCUCAGUUAUGGCACGCCUGUGCAGGAGGGAUGGUGCAAAUGCCCCCGGUGAACUCAAAAAUCUUUUACUUCCCUCAGGGCCAUGCUGAGCAUGCUUGUGGGCCGGUUGAUUUCAGUAGCUGCCAAAGAAUUCCACCAUAUGUACUCUGUAGAGUCUCUGCAAUCAAAUUCUUGGCUGAUCCUGAAACUGAUGAGGUAUUUGCAAAAGUUAAGCUGAUUCCAGUCAGUAAUAAUGAACCUGAUUUUGAUGAUGAUGGAAUUGUUGGAAUUCAUAACACUGAAACGCAAGAUAAGCCUGCAUCAUUUGCAAAGACCUUAACUCAAUCGGAUGCUAAUAAUGGUGGAGGGUUUUCUGUUCCAAGGUAUUGUGCAGAGACAAUCUUUCCCAGAUUAGAUUACUCUGCCGAUCCCCCUGUACAAACCAUUCUAGCUAAGGAUGUUCAUGGUGAAACAUGGAAAUUUAGGCAUAUUUAUAGAGGGACUCCUAGGAGGCAUUUGUUGACAACUGGGUGGAGUACUUUUGUGAAUCAGAAGAAGCUUGUUGCUGGAGAUUCAAUCGUGUUUUUUAGGGCUGAGAAUGGUGAUCUUUGUGUUGGAAUUCGCCGUGCAAGGAGAAGGAUCAGAGAUGGACCACAGUUGUCUUCUUGGUGGAAUGGGAACUGUGUUGCACCUUAUGGAGGGUUUUCAGCAUUUUUGAGGAAGGAUGAUAAUAAGUUAAUGAGAAAUGGUAAUGGAAUUGUUAAUGGAUUGAAUUCAAAUAACAAGAGUAAUUUGAUGGGGAAGGGGAAAGUGAGACCUGAAUGUGUUAUUGAAGCUGCAUCGCUUGCUGCCAGUAGGCAGUCCUUUGAGGUUGUGUACUACCCUCGAGUCAGUACACCGGAGUUUUGUGUGAAGGCCUUAAUGGUGAAAGCAGCAUUGCAGGUCCGGUGGUGCUCUGGAAUGAGGUUUAAGAUGGCCUUUGAAACAGAGGAUUCGUCACGAAUAAGUUGGUUUAUGGGAACUAUAUCUUCUGUUCAGGUUUAUGAUCCACUUUACUGGCCCAAUUCACCUUGGAGGCUUCUCCAGGUUACUUGGGAUGAGCCUGAUUUGCUCCAGAAUGUGAAGCAUGUAAGUCCAUGGCUGGUCAAAUUGGUAUCAAGCAUGCCCGCUAGCCAUCUAUCCCCUUUCUUACCACCAAGGAAGAAGUCAAGACUGCCACAACACCCAGAUUUCCCCCUUGAUGAACAACUACCAAUGGCAACAUCUUCUGGCAACCUCCUUGGGCCCAACAACCCCUUCAGGUGUCUACCCAAUAACACUCCUGCAGGCAUGCAGGGAGCCAGGCAUGCUCACUGUGGUCUAUCCAUUACUGAUGUCCAUCUCAAUAAACUGCAGUCAAGUCUGUUUACAGCUGGUUUACCACUGCUUGAAUGUGCUGCUGCUGCAACCACAAGGGCCUCCAGUAGCCCAGUCGUCCAGAAGCCUAGCAUGUGUGAGAAUGUUUCUUGCUUGCCAACCGUGGCACUUUCUUCCGAGACUUCUAAAAAAAGGGAUGAUGCAAAGACACCCCAUCUUGUUCUUUUUGGCCAACCAAUACUUACAGAGCAGCAGAUGUCUCGCAGCUGCUGUGGUGAUACAGUUUCACCAGUUCUUACUGGAAAUAGUAUGGAAAGGAAUUUAGAUAAGAUGGCAAAAUUUUCCGAUGGUCCUGGAUCUGCAGUUCAUCAACAAGGCCUACCCCAGCGCACAUUAUGUGAAGGUUUCCACUGGUAUAAGGAGAAUGGCCAAGAAACUGAACCUAACUUGGAAACUGGUUAUUGUAAAGUCUUUAUGGAAUCGGAGAAUGUCGGCCGUACUCUUGACCUUUCAUUACUCAAGUCUUAUGAUGAAUUGUACAGCAAGCUUGCUAACAUGUUUGGUAUAGAAAAUUCUGAGACACUCAGCCAUGUACUCUACCGAGACAUUACAGGUGCAGUGAAGCAUAUCGGAGAUGAACCAGUCAGUGACUUCAUGAAAACAGCUCGAAGGUUGACAAUUGUAAUGGAUUCAAGCAGCGACAAUGUAGGAGUAAAGGAAUAAAGUCAUGGUUUCAAUUGUACAGCUCGUUGAUUGCAUCUUUUCUUCCCUGCUGACCCUUUAUUAUUAUUAUUUUUUUCUUGAAGUUAUGAGAAUCUGCUCUAAUCCAUUUUUUGGACGUUCAAGCUAAA